UGAGAUAAAAAUUACAAUCGGAUCCAAUGGCCGAAUUGAAGACGAUCUAUUUCAAUGACGAGAGUGGCUUUGGGUUCCUCACACCGGACGUUGGCGGCGCAGAUAUGUUGUUCCUCAAGUCCUCUAUCUGAUCCAGGAGCUUGCAGAUUCCUGUGCAAGGCAAGACGGUAGAGUUUUUGGUCACACCGGACGUUGGGAUUAUAUCGACGACCCCAUCGGCGGCGUAGAUGAUAGUAAAGAUACGACUGUUAUCUGCAUGGCCGUGACGGUGGCGAUGUCGGUGGCUUUUGGGUAAUUUUUAAAAUGUUUAUGCUAUCUCAAUCUUCAUAUAUAUAUAUAUAUAUAUAUAUAUAUAUAUAUAUAUAUAUAUAUAUUAUCAUUUACUACAAAGAUUUGAUGGUAACCACCACGGUCCAAUUGAUAGUGUCUCAUGGGCCAUCAAAGAGAACAACUAUCAUCCUACUGAUUCUCUUCUCUUGAAAUCUUUUUUUAUCAACAUUCACACUAUUUGAGGGACUUCAAAGAAGGUCUGCCAAGUGUUUUUUUUUUGCCUUGUAUGGUGUGUUUGGUUGGGGAUAAUGGAGGUAGGGGCUGCGCCGAUGAAGAAGUCCAAGAAGAAGAUUCAUCUGUUCGAUUCGUCCGACUCCCCGCCACUGGGGACUAGUGGAGUGAAGCGUUUGGAAAUGCUGAGGCCGUUUCAACUCGGGAAGUUUCCGGCGGAGGUGAAACCGAGGAAUGAGGUGCUUGGUAGGCCAUCAACACGAGCAGAGAUUAGAGUGCUUAUUAAGCCUUACUUGUCUAGUAAUCGCCAGGUCAAUCUGGGUAGGGAUGGAUUGACACAUAACAUGUUAGAAUUGGUACAUUCACGUUGGAGGAGACAACCUCAAGCUAAGAAAGACCAAGUGGCCGAUAGAGCAAGAGACAAUGCACGGUCUGCCAAAGAAUCAUGCACAGAGGCCGGUCAGCAGAUGAAGGAGAAGGCACAAGGAGCAGCUGAUGCCAUCAAGGAUGCAACUGGGAUUAACAAACAAUGCUAA
Messenger RNA from Cornus florida, 1037 nucleotides. RefSeq names its product CRS2-associated factor 2, chloroplastic-like. Gene Ontology annotation, biological process: Group II intron splicing. The record is from RefSeq and is a predicted model, not a curated record. Lineage: Eukaryota; Viridiplantae; Streptophyta; Magnoliopsida; Cornales; Cornaceae. The transcript is spliced from 4 exons. Bases 579 to 1037 code for a protein of 152 amino acids.